Molecule: messenger RNA, 3588 nt
Organism: Symbiodinium natans
Lineage: Eukaryota; Dinophyceae; Suessiales; Symbiodiniaceae
Source: the annotation of a GenBank genome assembly
AUGGUGUUGAUUGAGGGACGCCGCCGGGAUCCGCAAGCACCAGCCCCAGGCCAAAAGAGGCCAGCAGAAGAUGCAUCACUACAGGCCAACAAGCAGCCUCGGAGCGGUGAGGCACCGGGUGAGACAGUGGCUCCGACAGCGUUGGGACCUGGCGGAUUGCCCGGGCAAGCUUGGCAGACUGUGCAGAGCAUCCCCGCGCUCGUGACUGCAGCACCUCCACCGCCCAUCGCACCAAACCCACAGGCAGCCGCCAUAUUAGCAACUCUGCAAAAUGCCGCGACUGCACCAGCACAGAACCCCCAAACGGCUGCACUGGUAGCAGCCUUGGCAGCACAGAACCCAGCCAACUCUGCACAAGCCCCACCACCAAAUCCACAAGCCCUUGCCAUUCUCAGUGCCCUGGGUGGAGCCGGUGCUGCAGCAGGCACCGCAGCAGGCGGCACAGCCCCUGCGCCAUCCUCCCUAUCACCACAAGCCCAAGCAGUCAUCGCUGCUCUCGUCGCAGCCAAAUCGUCGGCUCCUCCCACAUUACCAGCCUCAUCACCAUUGCUUGGGCUGGCUCAGGCAACAACUCCCGGCGCGACUGCAGCCCCUGCGACAGCAUCUGGCCAAAUCGACAACUCUGCACAAGCCCCACCACCAAAUCCACAAGCCCUUGCCAUUCUGAGUGCUCUGGGUGGAGCCGGUGCUGCAGCAGGCACCGCAGCAGGUGGCGCAGCCCCUGCGCCGUCUUCCCUAUCACCACAAGCCCAAGCAGUCAUCGCUGCUCUCGUCGCAGCCAAAUCGUCGGCUCCUGCGACAUUACCAGCCUCAUCACCAUUGCUUGGGCUGGCUCCGACAACAACACCCGGUGCGACAGCAGCCCCUGCGAAUGCUUCUGGCCAAAUCGAUAUCAUCGCACACUUGGCAGCGUCGGCGCGCAUCAAUGCGGCCAUGAACGCAGCCUACUCACCGCCAGAAGAGCAGCAGCCAGCUCCUGUAGCACCGGAGCCAGCGGCUUUUGACAAGGACGCCUUACGCCGCUUGGCGCAGCGAGCAGCAGAGGGUCCCAUCGAAGAUGAGCCUCCGCCCCCGCCACCACCCGAAUCGGCGGCAAAGGUUGCAAUCCCUGAAGUGGAGCAGGGACAGGACGUGGAAGAGCCUGCCGCUGCGCCCGAUGCAGCUUCUGAUGCCACCAAUGCCAUGGUGCAGCCAGCUCCGAUCCAGGAAGAUGAUGCGAAUGGUGCAGCACCGGCGACCUCGGCAGAGGCAGAGGCGAAGAAGAAGGAUUCUUCUUCCAUUGCCACAAUGCUCAGCUACGCGCAAAGCAAUGUUGCCAAAGGCAAGGUGCCAGCAGAUAAAAGUGUGGACACUGCCUCAUUGCAGCAGGCUUUCACCAUCGGAGGCGGAGCAAGUGGCCAUGCCUCGACUGGCUUGAAGGGGUUGUCGCCGGUGGAGAGCCUUUCUCAGAGACUUGAUUCGGCAGGUCCAGACCUUCCUUCCGAGGAGCGAAAGGACCUCCAGCAGCAGAUCAGCGCAGUCUUGCCGAAGCUCGAACCAUCCAAAGCGGCUGAGCUCAUCGGCAAGCUGCAGGGUGCAGAAGGCAUCCGCAGCUCAUACUUCUUGGAUGAGAUUGCACGAUGCCUGCAUCCAUCCCGCUUUACCAGCUCACACUUGACUCGCAUAUUGGCCUCUCUGUCUUCCUGGGCUGCAGCAGUUAGCGGCAGUGAUGCAGAUGGGAAGAUCAAGCUGUCUGAAGAUGCUAGGUCAUUCUUCACAACCUCAGCAGCUGAACUUUCCCUCAGGCUAAUGGAUGUGGCGCCCAAAGAUUUGAGCCAGAUUGCCACAGCCAUGGCCACAAUCGGCAUGACCGAGGAGCGCUUCUUUGCGUCAUUGGCUAGGGCGUCUGUUGCCCGAUGUGAGCGCUUCAGUGUUGAGGAGAUCCUUGUCGUUUGCGCGGCCUUUGACAAGGCGGGGAUGGUCCACCUCCCCCUCUUGGAGGCCUCCGGAAAGUUGCUGAGGAUGCAGGUGGCACAGGUGCCUGGCCCAGAGCUUUCCAAAGGCUUGCGCAGCCUGGCCACAUGCUGUGUUCGUGACUUGGCCCUUGGCAGAGCCGUUGGUGAGCACUUAGCUGAAGGUCCGAAGGGUGGGCUUACUCCAGAAGAGUUCUGCUCCCUUGCUUGGACGUUUGUGACUUUGGGCUUCUAUCACGACCAGAUGUUCCGGGCCGUUUUCAAGGCGCUGGAGGACGCCCCGACUAUGCCCGGGGACACGCUGUGCCAGCUUUACGAGAUCCACUUGGCACUGAAGGCCUUCCGCAACGACCUCUACGGCAAGUAUGAGCUGGAGGAAUCUGCGGUGCAAAGCCUCAAGGCGCACUACAGAAAACAGCGUGGCGGUAAGGUCAGAGAUGUGAAGUUGGACCGUUCCAUGGAGAAGGUUUGCAAGGACAUCGCAGACUGCCUCCAGAAGGUAGUGACCGGAUCCGUCUCCAGGCAACACCAGACCGAGCUUGGGAUGGCAGUGGACAUCGCUGUUUCCAGCAAAAGGGGUUCGCGACCCAUUGCCUUCAUCGAGGUUGAUGGGUCGCAUUCUCUCAUGAAAACGCUAGACUUGACAGGGCCCACGGCAUCGCAGAUCUCCAGAGUACGGGGACCUGUCUUGCUGAAGAGGUACCUGCUGCAGAAGCAUGGCUUCCGAAUAGCGGUUGUUCCGGAAGACUUCUGGCGGAGCUUGCCAGACACCAGAGACAAGCGGGACAGUCUCCAGUGCUGCCAAAGAAUUGUUGAACACAGCAAUGCCGUGCCCGGAGUUCUGCCCAGCAUGCUCAGGUUCCUCCGCAUCAUGGACAUGUUGCAGUUGGGUUUGCGUGAAGGCCACUUGCAGGUUCUGAUGGAGGCAUACUGUGAUGCAAGCGACAGGGAGUUCAGCUACUUGGACUUCUGCAAUUCUGUUCGCCGUCGAGCUUCUGAAGUCGGCAGCACAUCACGGAAGUUGUACAACGUGUCAGAACCUUCAAGAUACUUCACACGAAAGGGCAAGGUGAUCCCUCUGGUUCGACAGGCCCCUCUUUCUGCGAGGUCGCCCGGGGUGCAUCGUUUCUGCAGUUGCAGUAUCUACGAUAUUUUGGAGAAGUAUGCAGGUCAUAGCUCAGGCAGCACGGAUUUGGAGCCAGUGCUUCGUCAGCGUGUUGUGGCAAACGCAUCGCAGGCACCCGGCGCAGCAGCGGUUCUCUUCGUUUACCACAUCUUUUUCGUCAACCUGUUAGCAUCCUUUUACCAGUGUGUCAUGACUGAUCCGGGCGUAGUGCCUCCAAACUGGGGCUUCUACAUGGGCGAUGAGACGAAGCGAAGAAGGUAUUGCAAAAUGUGCAAUGUCUGGAAGCCUGACCGGACACACCACUGUAGUAUUUGCAACCGCUGCAUCCUGAACAUGGACCGAUGUCUGGGAAUGGGCAAGGUUGGACUGUUUGGCAAACAAUCUUCAGAGGCAGUUCCUGUGCUGCGUAUCGGUUCAAAACCAGCAAGCCUCAAGACAGUACCGACAUGUCUCAAUUUGGGUUUUACUCUCUCAUUGGAUGCUUGUCAAGAGCAGGGGUCAGAUUGUUAA